CUUAAAGUGCAGUGUUAAGGUUGAAAAUUUAAUAUUAUUAAGUAAGACUUAUUAUUUUAUAUAAUACAACCAUAAUGGUUUUUAAAUAAUUAAUUAUUUUUUGGCUGUCCUUUCUUCGCUCAGCCAUCACCGUGCCUGUCUGUGCGCUCUGUAAAACCCUUCAGUUUUUCUUCAGUCAUUCCUUAAGUGCUGUUCAUGGUUCCUGUGAAAAUCUAUCAACAUCCUGAAACAAUGUCUGACUCAGAAUACGAAAGUGUCGUCUCGCUGCCGCACACAUCCAAAAGCAAAACUGCAGUCGCGGCCCCGAACAAACGGAAGAAUAACUCAGCAGAACCCCAAAGGACUAAUAAGAAGAAGAAGACCAGUGGCACAAGCAAACUGGACAUAUUCGGGAUUUUGGAUGAAGCUGAAAACCUAGCAAGCAGAGCAGCGCCGGACAACUACCCUAUAUCGUCUAGCUUCGUGUCUCGCGUGGCCAACGGCUCCGUACGAAAGAGCUUAAUUAACGACGGUGAAUUUUAUGUUGAGCUAAAAGUGUACAACACACUUGACGCUAAAACCUCUAAGCCUGAGGAACGGUGGAAAAAAGCCCUGUUCAAUCUGAAACUGCUGACUGAGCAGGACGGCGAGCCGUGGCAGGCGCUGCAGAAGUUUGUCAGGGAAGCGCACUCCGUGUUCGGAGACUGCGAACCUGUUUACUAUAGCGAAAAAAUUCAUAUUAAGUAAAUUCAUCAACUUACCACCGUUUUUUAACUAUUGAAGUUUUUUAAUAAAUAUUAUACUUAUUUCAUUUAA
This is a messenger RNA of Plutella xylostella (diamondback moth), 795 nucleotides long. RefSeq lists its product as uncharacterized. The record is from RefSeq and is a predicted model, not a curated record. Lineage: Eukaryota; Metazoa; Arthropoda; Insecta; Lepidoptera; Plutellidae.